UAUUUGUGGUUGAUCCUUGAUGCGCUGGCAACGUCUGAUUGGAUCGGGAAAGGGAUGUGUUUUGUGAGGGGAAGAGAAGCCGAAGCAAUCAAAGGAUCUCGAGUUUCUGAGCUGUAUGAUGCAAAACUUCUUACUUUCUCCUGUAAAUCACAAUUCUUCACCUCCCCGUAACUCCCCAUCUCACAAUUAAUGGGGAUCUGUCACGGAAAACCCAUCGAACAACAAUCAAAACAGAGCACCUCUGUUUCCUCCGAUCAAACUCCGGCGGCGAAAUCUUCAGGCUUUCCUUUCUACAGUCCAAGCCCUUUGCCUAGCCUAUUCAAACCCUCGCCGGCGAGCGCGAGCUCAACGCCUCUCCGCAUCUUCAAGAGACCUUUCCCUCCUCCUUCCCCUGCUAAGCACAUACGCGCUUUCCUCGCGCGUUGCAACGGCUCCACCAACAAGCCCAACGAGGUCACGAUCCCAGGGAACAGUGGUCGAUGGUUACCUUCACCAGGUCCACUCUCCCAUCAGUUUGAAGCAGAGAGCUUCAGUUCUAGUAGAGAUUUAGGGAGUGCUAAUCAGGUUUCGCGCCGGAGAUUGAGUUUUAGCGCGAGUUUCAGUUAUGGUGAUCAUUCCUUUCGCCGUGGUGGUGGUGGUUUUGAACAUGCUUAUUCUUUUGUGGGAAUGCAUUGCAUCUUCGACCAAUGCAAAUCUUCUGUUACUGUUCUGAAGUUUGGCCAUAUGAGUUCUGAUCUACUUGCAUAUGGAGCAUCAGAUGGGACCUUAACUGUUUGUAGUCUCUCGCAAGAGCCUUCUGUCCUCAAGCAGUUGACAGGCCACUCCAAAGAUGUCACAGGUUCGAUUCACUCGUAUUGUUUUCUUUUGUCUUUUCUUUUUCCUGUAUCUUGGGUAAACACCUGCCUGCUUCUUUGAAUUCAUGGCUUGUUUUGAAUUGGAAAUUGUAAAGAAAUUAUAUGUAAUAGAUAUAUCAGCUAUGGACUCCAUAUUGAGUAACACCA
Molecule: messenger RNA, 1001 nt
Organism: Brassica napus (rape)
Lineage: Eukaryota; Viridiplantae; Streptophyta; Magnoliopsida; Brassicales; Brassicaceae
Product: CDPK-related kinase 5-like
Exons: 3
Coding region: 190-915 (241 amino acids)
Molecular function (GO): protein binding
Source: RefSeq, a predicted model, not a curated record